AUGGCUGCCAUGACGCAGAUCUUCAAGACGCUGUACCAGGAACACCCGCUUCAAGUGGCCAAGAAGGCCUCGAGAGAGGAACGUCGCGAACGCGAGUACAUCUCCAUGAGCCUCGUGUACGGGGAGAUCGCCUUCGUGCCGUUCAAAGUGGUGCUGGACGUGCUGAAGCGGUGGCACCAUGUGCUCAAGAAGCCCGGCGGGACGUUUCUCGACAUUGGCUCGGGCAGCGGCAAAGCCGUCUUCGCUGCCGCCUUGUUGCACGACUUCGACGCUUGUUACGGCAUUGAAGUGCUCGAGGGACUGCACGGCAUCUCCCAAGAGGUUCUGCAACGCUGGGAGAAGCUCAUCAAGCCAAACUUCGCGCUCUCGAUGCAGAAGAAGCGGACGCGCAUCACUUUUACUCAAGGAGACGCGCUGGUCGUGGACUGGCCGGCCAACGUGGAUCUCGUGUUCCUCAACUCGACGUGCUUUGGCGAGCGACUGAUGCACGCGUUGGCCCGCAAGCUCGCGCUCUGCUGCAAGUCGGGAGCUAUCGUCAUCACGGCCACGCACAAGCUUCCGGACGCCCAGAACUUCGUCGAACUGCGUCAACUCACGGUCACGCAGGAAGCUUGGGGCGACGCGACGUGGUAUCUGCACCGCAGGAAAUGA
Phytophthora sojae is the source of this 651-nucleotide messenger RNA. RefSeq lists its product as hypothetical. The transcript has a single exon. Gene Ontology annotation, biological process: regulation of cell cycle. Bases 1 to 651 code for a protein of 216 amino acids. Gene Ontology annotation, molecular function: histone H3K79 methyltransferase activity. NCBI's taxonomy places the organism in Eukaryota, Oomycota, Peronosporomycetes, Peronosporales, Peronosporaceae. The record is from RefSeq and is a predicted model, not a curated record.